AUGUUAAAUUUAGAUGGGUAUGAUCUCAUAAUGCUUUCGAUGGUUAACAAAUCGAUUCGAUCUCAAACCCAAGAUAAUUUAUUAUGGCGUAAAAUUUGUUUUCGAGAAUUUCCUAAUGAUAUCUUGCGGAUGAAUUAUGAAAGAAAAGAUAUAAGUUUGAAUAAUAAUAAUUGGUUUAAUCUCUGGAAAGAAAUUGAAAAGAAAAAUUCAACAAUAAUCUUUGCUGAACAACCGCAAUUCAGUCUCAUGAUUCCUCCGUGCUGGACAAAAAAUGAAAGACCUUACGAGAUUGAGAACUUAUCAAAUAAAGGAUGGUUAAAGUUUAAAGUACCAACUAAAAUUUUUGUUCAAGAAAAUUCUAAUGUUAAAACUGAAUUGAGAAGAUAUAAUAAUUUAGAAGAAAACGAAAUCUCAUUAUGGAUUAAAUCAAUGGAAUUGUAUUCAGUACAACUUGUAAGAUGCUGUUAA
Messenger RNA from Dentiscutata erythropus, 468 nucleotides. Lineage: Eukaryota; Fungi; Glomeromycota; Glomeromycetes; Diversisporales; Gigasporaceae. The record is from the annotation of a GenBank genome assembly.